Messenger RNA from Exophiala mesophila, 1479 nucleotides. Its product is annotated as tRNA pseudouridine(55) synthase. Gene Ontology annotation, biological process: tRNA modification; mRNA pseudouridine synthesis. Gene Ontology annotation, cellular component: mitochondrion. Gene Ontology annotation, molecular function: RNA binding; pseudouridine synthase activity. Bases 107 to 1390 code for a protein of 427 amino acids. The record is from RefSeq and is a predicted model, not a curated record. The transcript has 2 exons. Lineage: Eukaryota; Fungi; Ascomycota; Eurotiomycetes; Chaetothyriales; Herpotrichiellaceae.
CGCACAAGGCUGAAUGAAAGGUUGGGGAAAUUCUUGAGCCAUCCAUCAAGAAUCCCUUGUACAAUAACAUCAUUUCCAUGCCUCGAUCCUACCCCCGGACUCUUACAUGACCCAGCGAAUACUCUCCGCCAUGGCGUCGGCACCCGCCAAAGUGCUAGAAGGCAUCUUCGCGAUCAAUAAACCCCAGUCCUUGUCCUCAGCACAAGUAAUCCGUGACCUCCAAAUCAAGUUCGCCGAGUCCAAAACAUUCGCUCCCUUACUAGAAGAGACCAGAAAUGCAGCCAGAGAGAAUGGUUCCAAGAGACGAAGGGUCAGUAAGGAGAACGUCUUCAAAAUCGGACAUGGUGGUACUUUGGAUCCAUUAGCAACUGGAAUUCUGAUAAUUGGCCUUGGAAGAGGAACAAAGCAUCUCUCUGGGUUUCUGGAGUGUAAAAAGACAUAUGAAACGGUGGUGUUGUUCGGUAAAAGCACCACGACCUACGAUGUUGCAGGCAAGGUCGUGGCCGAGGCACCGACAUCGUCGAUCACAAGGGCUGCAGUUGAGGAACAGUUGGUGAAGUUCCGGGGCAAAUCCAAACAAAUCCCUCCGAUUUACAGUGCCAUCAAGAUAGACGGAAUGAAGUUGUACGACUAUGCAAGAACGGGCAAAGAACUUCCACGGGAAUUGGAGAGUCGUGACAUCGAGGUGUCGGAUUGCACACUCCUGGAUUUCUGGGAGGCCGGGGAACAUGAUUUCCGGUAUCCAGCAGAGCAGGCCUCUGACGAAGAAAAGGCAACGACCAAGAAAAUCAUGGAAGGAGUCACCGCCACUAAGGAAUCAAUGGCAAAAAAUCGGUCGGAAGCGAAAAGUGACAUUUUGGCUGCCAAAGCGGGGGAAAAUUCACUACCGCCAGCGCAAAAGGCAGCUUUACAUACUCAUCCACUACCAACGCAGGAAUCCGAACCUGCCCAAGCACCCGCAGCUCGCAUCCGAUUGACAGUCAGUAGUGGAUUCUACGUCCGUUCGUUUUGUCAUGAUCUAGGGAUCAAUUGUGGCUCGUGGGGGACAAUGGCGGCAUUGAUUCGGAGUCAACAGUCUGAUUUCACGACACUUGAUCCAGCGCCUGAAGGAUUUGUGACUGCUUUGACAUACGAAGAUCUCGACGCGGGAGAAGAAGUAUGGGGACCAAAGAUCAGGCCUGUGUUGGAGAAAUGGCUCGAUCAGCAUCCUCCGGGGUCUCAACCGCCAGCACGUGAAGCUGGUGGAGUCGACAAUCAAGGACGAAAUAAUGGCAAAAGUUUCAAGCGUGUAAAGGGGAUCGGGGGACAAAAGAAAAGUUGGAACAACAAGGAGCGGGACUACUCUUCCCCACAGACAAGAAGACGCAAUAGUUCAUCUCCAGAAGCAUGAGAUGGACGCAAGUGUAACACCACUAGUAGCAGUAUUGUACAAAGAGGGUCAUUAGCAGGAGCAAAUAAGAUGAAAGACAUGUUAUACAG